UGAUUGAAUCCGGCGAGUGUGUGAUCGUGGACACUAGACAACUAUCGAUUCGAACUUAUACGCACGCAUAGUAGUUGUAAUCGAUCGGAAGAAAUGUUCGCGCGAAAUUAACGAUACGCCAACAAUUUGUGUAGUCAUUAUGAGUGGAGAAAUAAAGUCUGCUGCUAAAAAGCAGCCAGUACCAAUCAAUCGGACAUCAGAAAUUAUAAAAUCACGUUCAAAAUUACCAAUUAUUGGUGAAGAACAAGUCAUUAUGGAAGCAAUCAGUGAAAAUGAUGUCAUCAUUGUGGUUGGUGAAACAGGUAGUGGAAAAACUACACAAGUACCUCAGUUUUUAUAUGAAGCCGGCUACUCAAAUGGGAAUAAAUUAAUUGGUGUCACAGAACCUAGGCGUAUCGCUGCAAUAUCUGUAUCUCAACGAGUAGCUGAAGAGUUAAAUGAAACAUCCGAUAUUGUAUCAUAUUUAAUAAGAUUUGAAGGAAAUGCAGGACCUAAUACAAAAAUAAAGUUUAUGACUGAUGGUGUAUUGUUAAAAGAGAUCCAAAAUGAUUUUUUGCUAAAAAACUAUUCAGCAAUUAUAUUAGAUGAGGCUCAUGAGAGACGAGUAUUUUCUGAUAUACUGAUUGGUAUCUUAUCCCGUAUUGUUCGACUGCGUCAAAAAAGAGCUAAUCCAUUGAAGUUAAUCAUUAUGUCUGCUACUCUUAAAGUUGACGAUUUUUCAAAAAAUCAAAAACUUUUUCCUCAACCACCACCUAUUAUUGAACUAAGUUCAAGACAGUUUCCAGUGACAAUUCAUUUCAACAAGAAAACACCACAUGAUUAUUUAGAUGAAGCUUAUAAAAAAAUCUAUAAAAUCCAUUCUAAUUUACCAGCUGGUGCUAUUUUAGUAUUUUUAACUGGUAAAUUAGAAGUAAAACAAUUGGUAUCAAAGCUUCGUAAAGCUUUUCCAUAUCGAGAAACAGAUUCUAAAAUAGGUGUUAAUACCAAAUGUAAGGCUGAAAAGAAAAAUGAAAUUGGAAAACCUUUGCCUGAAAUUAAUUUAGAUGAUUAUGACAUUGAAAUGCAUUCAGAAGAUGAGUUAAUUCUUUCGGAAAAUUCAAGUGCCGAUGAAGAUGAUGAUGAUGAUGAUGAAGUACCAAGUAAAAUCAUGAAAUUUAGUUCUUCGCCGCUAUGGGUACUUCCUCUCUAUUCAAUGUUACCUGCCCAUAAACAAUCAAAGAUAUUUGAACCACCUCCUCCUGGUUGCCGUAUGUGUGUUGUAAGUACCAAUGUAGCAGAACUCUCUUUAACUAUACCUAAUGUCAAAUAUGUUGUUGAUUGUGGAAAAACUAAAAUUCGAGAAUAUGAUCCAUUAACUAGUGUUUCGAGAUUCUCAGUCGUUUGGGAAAGUAAAGCUUCAGCAAAUCAAAGAGCUGGUAGAGCUGGAAGAACUUCACCUGGACACUGUUAUCGUUUAUUUUCAUCUGCUCUAUUCAAUGACGAGUUUCCAGAAUGGAAUUUACCCGAAAUUCAAACAACACCUAUUGAUAAUGUUAUUUUACAAAUGAAAUCAAUGAAAAUUGAUAAAAUAACUAGUUUUCCAUUUCCUACACCACCAGAUAAACAAACCAUUUUAGGAGCAGAAAAAAGAUUAGUUACACUAGGUGCUUUAGAAGUUGACAAAAAUGUUGCCGAAAUCAACAAUAUUACACCUCUGGGAAAGAGUAUGGCUGCUUUUCCAUUAUCUCCUCACUAUGCUAAGAUGUUGUGUUUGAGUAAAGACCGUAGUUUAUUACAAUAUAUGCUAUUCAUAAUUUCUGCAAUGUCUGUUCAAGAAUAUUUACCUGGUGACAAUGUUGAAGCUUGGAAAAAAACCAAACUUUCAUGGGCAAAUAAAGGCGAAUUUUUACUCUUAGGGGAUCUAAUGGUAAUAUUACGAUCCAUGGGAGGUGCAAGUCAUGCAAUGAAAAAAUCGGGGUUAGGAGGUCUACAAGAUUAUUGCACCAAAACAGGAUUACAUCAAAAAUCAAUUUUAGAAGCUUGGAAAUUGAACAAUCAAUUAAUUAAUCAACUCAACAUAAAUGUGCCAUCAUUAAAAUUAAAUACCGAUUUAGACAUGACACCGCCCACACCAAUACAAGUAAAGCAAAUAAGACAAAUUGUAUUAGCUGGCAUGUUAGAUAGAGUUGCAAGGCGAUUAACCACCAAUGAAUUAAAUAGAAAUGGAAUAAGGCCAAAUAAGGCUGCUUAUUAUGCAUCAAAUUUAACAGAAAUAGUAUACAUACACAACAGUAGUGUUUUAAAAAAAAGUAAACCAGAAUGGUUAAUUUAUCAGGAGAUAUUUCAAGUACAAGACAAAAUGUAUAUUAAAGGUCUUACUGCAAUUGAACCGGAAUGGUUACCCGUGUAUGCUAAUAGAUUAUGUAAAACAUUAAAAGUAUUGGAUGACCCUACACCCAGGUAUGAUGAAGAAACUGAAAAAAUGUUCUGUACAGUUAAUGCGACUUAUGGUCAAGCUGGAUGGUCAUUACCACAAGCUGAGAUUGAAUUUCCAGAUAUUGAAAAAAAAUAUUGUUGGUUAGCAUUUUUUAUACUGAGUGGAAACGUUUUUCCACAGUUGAAAGAUUUUAGACAACAUUUGUUGUCCGAACCCGAUCUCAUAGUAAAACCUUGGCUAAAAUUCCUAAAAGAAUCAUUUUAUUUGCUUACACAAACAUUAAUCAAAAACCGCGAUGAUUCACCAAAAAAAAUUAAAGAACAUUGGUUAAAAAAGCCAACAUAUUUGUUGGAAGAAUAUUUAACAUGGUUACCACAAUCAGCUCAUAAAGAAGUAAAAUUGAUAUGGCCACCAUUGUAAAAUUAAUAAUCACAGACUUUCUGCCAAAUGACUAAAUAAUAUAAAUAAAUUUUUAUACAAUCUCA
Messenger RNA from Aphis gossypii (cotton aphid), 2901 nucleotides. It is a transcript of the gene kz, whose product is annotated as probable ATP-dependent RNA helicase kurz. Bases 140 to 2836 code for a protein of 898 amino acids. The transcript has 15 exons. Lineage: Eukaryota; Metazoa; Arthropoda; Insecta; Hemiptera; Aphididae. Gene Ontology annotation, molecular function: RNA binding; ATP binding; ATP hydrolysis activity. Gene Ontology annotation, cellular component: nucleolus; intracellular anatomical structure. The record is from RefSeq and is a predicted model, not a curated record. Gene Ontology annotation, biological process: maturation of SSU-rRNA from tricistronic rRNA transcript (SSU-rRNA, 5.8S rRNA, LSU-rRNA).